Molecule: messenger RNA, 309 nt
Organism: Histoplasma mississippiense
Lineage: Eukaryota; Fungi; Ascomycota; Eurotiomycetes; Onygenales; Ajellomycetaceae
Exons: 5
Coding region: 1-309 (102 amino acids)
Biological process (GO): ribosomal large subunit biogenesis; cytoplasmic translation
Cellular component (GO): cytosolic large ribosomal subunit; ribosome
Molecular function (GO): structural constituent of ribosome
Source: RefSeq, a predicted model, not a curated record
AUGCCUUCGGAUCACGGUCACAGACUAUAUGUCAAGGGUCGGCACCUGAGCUACCAGCGGGGAAAGCGAGCCACCAACCCCAACACAAGUCUUAUCAAACUUGAGGGAGUUGAAGAUAUCAAAGCCGCCAACUUCUAUCUCGGAAAGAAAGUAGCAUUCGUCUACCGGGCCAAGCGUGAGGUUCAGGGUUCUAAAAUCAGAGUCAUCUGGGGCAAGGUCACACGGACUCACGGGCAACUCGGGCGUUGUCCGUGCGCAAUUCAGACACAAUUCUUCUCUCAAAGUCCUUCGGUGCCAGUGUGCGAGUGA